Molecule: messenger RNA, 1147 nt
Organism: Sphaeroforma arctica JP610
Lineage: Eukaryota; Ichthyosporea; Ichthyophonida
Exons: 3
Coding region: 1-1083 (360 amino acids)
Source: RefSeq, a predicted model, not a curated record
AUGGCGCUUCAUUUAGAUAUGGCCAUGCGCACAGUCACAGACCUGCGGAGUGGCAAGCGAUCCGAUAAAUCCGACAAAUCCGACAACGCCAAGCCACUACCGCUAAGCGGAUACUCGGCCCACGAGCCCAUCCACCGACCCAUACAGCUGGACAACUCAGACGAUAGUAGCAACGACGAAGACGAGUGCAGUGCCUGCCAUGAGGAGGGCGAGUUGUUCAGAUGUGGGGGGUGCCGUAAGCGCUUCCAUGAGAUGUGCGACCCAUUGCCACCUGAUGUAUCGAUGUCCCAGCUGCUUCGCCGGAAGAAACGACGAUGUGGCUAUUGUGAAGCGACCAAGCCACGCGAGCAGCCAGACAAAGACCUCAGCGACAGGGAUACUGUGCAUGAUCUCAUGGACGAUAGCGACGACGAGAGCUCAAAUGACGAUGACUUGGAUGGUAACCUCGAGGGAUUCAUAGUUACCAGCGACAGCGAGGUUAGUGACGGGGAGAGGGGUGAUUACAAUAAGGCUAGUGUCAAACCAGUUAGUGACUCGGAUGUGGGCGAGAGUGAUUUUGAUCCCGAAAGUGAUCACACUGUGGCUACUAACAACGAUGUCAGGGUUAAUGGGAGCAAACGCCGGAUUACACGUGGUUAUAGUAGUGGUAGCCAUGGCAACGGUGGUAUCAGUGUUGUGGAGAUACAGCACAGCGAUAUUGAUAGUGAUCAUAGUGUAGUCAAUUUACACAACACGCGCACCAAGAAGAUGCGCCAGAUUGAAAGCGAGCUAGAGAGCGAUGCCGAGAGUAUACCCUCCGAUGCUGAACUCGACAUGGUUGUGGUCGAUGAGGGCAAGAAUGGUAGCGACCGUGACGGGAAUGUAGCCAAUCAUGAUAGUGAUGAUGUUGUAGAUGAUGGUAACCAUAGCAACCUGAAUGUUGUUUCUAUAGCACACGAGGGUGACCAUAGCGACCAGAAUAGUAACCAUAGUGAUCAGGACAGUGAAAGUGAUGAUAACGAGAUUGAAAAGCAUGCUAUUGAGAACAUGUCGGACAGUGAGGCCCAGGACAGUGGCGAAGAUAGCGACGACCAGAUGAUGUAGAAGCAAUGCAGCGAAUGGGAAGGAAUGUUCAACUGGAAGUGAUUCAAAUAAACAACACUGUGGU